CUUAUCAACACGUUGCCAGGGACGUUCGUCGUCGUUUCUAACAUCGUCGCAACCGGUACGAGUUCGGCGCUUUUGCCGCUUGAUGGCGGUUUCCUAUCUUGGUUUGAUAUAUAUCUCUUACAUAACGUUGACGUUGGACGCUCCACCCGGGACUCUCGUUAACUUUGUACUCACUUGAAUUUGAAUUCAAAUUUCGACUUAACUCAGGGACUCUUCGUUUUAACGCACACGUUCUAUGAGAAAUCACUAGAAAGACGUGUUCAAGCCUUACAUCCAUGAGCGCCGCGGUCCCCGCUGACCGACGUUCCUGGCAAGACCCAAGACUGAAAUAACGAAGACCUUGAUGGAGGGAGAACAUUGUGUGCAGAGGCUGCGGGGUCUAUAGUAUCGAUAACUUCUCGGACGGUUACUCAGCUCCAGUGUAUUUUGAUAGUAAGUGGAUGAAGGCACGAACGAAGCGCAUACAUCCUUGAUUGCUGUAGUGCACUGCUAAUGAAUGACGACUAAUCUCAGAACAUUAGCUUAGUUUCGGUCACAAGUAAUAACAUAGGAACUGGGCUCGUCACAGUGUUUCGAGUACACGUGCAAUUCGGGAUCGCAUUUUCACUGAGGACGAGGCGUACGAAUGAUGGACGUUCUAGCGGCACGACUAGCAUUGUUCCAGUGUCUGGUGACACUAAUGUGGAUUGAGACUGGGUUCUGGAUAUCGUAGACCAACUUUCAACGACAACACUGGACAUGGUUUUCUUCUCUCCUGAAUUACAGCUUCAGUUGAUAGGCUAAGCGCUCUUAUGUAGCCUUAGCAUGUCUAGUCAAUCAUCGCUGCAUGUCAUCCUGACUUAAUCAAUUCUGAGAUGCUGUACCGUUUGGUUUUGUUCCGAGCUACUGUAUUCAUCCUUUGACGUGAUACGUCAUAGGAAGGAGCAAUGAAGGUAGUGGUCACUACGUCUCCAAUGGCGAGCGGAUGGUAAAAGAUCCGACGUGUAGUUAAGCCAGAAUAUUGUUCAUCGAGAGUUUGCUAAAUUCUGGUCUCUUUUGUCGAGCAACCCGAACCUUAGGGAUAUCAUUGCUAUUGGUUGUAGUGCAGUGGUUCAUAACGCUCAAUACUAUUAGAACUAUAUAGAAUCCGUUUUGUGUGUACACCUAAAGAACACUGAUUCAGACAAGGAAAAAACAAACGCAGUUUUGUACUGCAUAUCGAUACCAGAGACUACAUCUAGAUUUCUGAUUGAAGGUGUCCCUGAAGCCAUUCAUUUUUCCCUUCAGCUAGGAGACACUGAAAAAGACGCUGAACUCCUGAUACUCCUUGCAAUGCAUGGGCAUGCUUGUGGUGGAUGGCUGAGCAAGACUGUCAUAUCUAUAUCACAGAGCUACCCUUUCUUGGCCAAAAUCUCACCUACCCCAUGAAUGUUCUAAAGCGGUGCCAUAACAAUUUAGCCUUCCAAGGUUACAGCAGUCAGAAGACCGAUCCAAUAUCCAGCCCAAACGCCCUCUUCACGGAGAUAACCUCUCGAGGCCGAUAUCACGCCUGUCCCACCGCUUUUUACACGUUCUGAAGCUUUGGGUGCUACAACGCUUACCCCUCCAAGGUCGGAGGAUGCUGGAAGAAUUAUCCAUCAGCAAAACUUAAUACCUCUGGAUUUUCUACUUGACUUGCUUCUUGUAGAUUAGUUAACUUACUGCGCAAUCUAUCAGCGUAUUGAGGAGCAUUGAUGUCAAGGAAAACGUACCAGAAGCUUGUCCGGUGGAACGAUUUUCCAUCAUCGACCUUCGGACAGAGUUGGUGAUAACCGUUGACCCAAUUGUUCUCACGGGGUUGCUUUAGGACUCUACUGAAAUUUUUUCCCCAAUUCUUGAUUGGCCUUGCACUCUUCUUGAAAAUAGACUAUGGAGUCCGAUUCUGAUUGACUGUGAGUCAAAAAACGGGCAGCAUAUAGACCAGGUCAAACCAAUCAACUGUAGUCAGUUUAUAGAGCCUUGACUGCAUGAUGAGCGUAUGUCAGCGGCGAAUCUGGUUUUGUUUGGGGUGCAUCUACCUGAUAUAGAUAGUGGGAAAGGAAUAUAUAGAUAUGUGGCUAUCACUGUCCGCAACUUGGCAAUCUAUAAUGUUCAAGUCUUGAUAGUAGACCAGAACUGUAGGAUGUCUAGUAUUGACAGAAAGGGAAUCAAGUGCUGCGAUCGACCAGAACGAACCUUAAUCACAUUUGGCUGGCUUGUCUUGGUUUGUCCCUUGUGCGGGAAGAUCGUUGAAUUGCAGCCAUGGCUAGCAUGUAUGCAACUUGCAUGAGUUUGUCCGCAUGCAGAGCUACUUUCACUCCAAGUUCAGAGAAAAUUUGGACUUAGUGAUGAAUGUUACCGGACGAACUAUUCAGAGGGUGCAUUUGUUUCUGACUUCCUAAUUUGGUGCAAGAAUUGUAGCCAUCCCUUCCCUGUGAUGCUUGUUGCAAUUGGCUCUUAUGUGACGGAUACUCAGCAAAAGUUGUUUAGUCCCCAUUGUAAAAAUAAAAGUACGCCAAAUCAGGGAUACUUUUAUCCCAGGGCAUGCCUACCUCACUCUACUGUAUUGCAUUCACAUAACUGUCCGCAACUUGCAACGGUGUUUAAACCUGGUCAACUCAAAUACCGUACUAAACAAAUGAAAUCCAUCGUUUGAAACCUUGGAGUACUGUAACAGCCUUGUCAUACGCAGUAUGUGCUAUGUCUCUCUCUUCGAUGUAACACAACUGAUAUGAGCGUGUGAAAGUUUGAGGGAAUGGGAAAGAAUGUUUCCGCUGUCACUACGGUACCAAGGUGACUUGAGAUCUUGGUCUGUCUGGGACAAUUCUGUCAUGAGCUAACAGGAUCCUCUACAGUUGCUCGAACUCCCCACAGCUGUCCAUUCUGAUUAUCCAUGGAGGGGGUUUCGUUUUGUUACGAAAAAGGACUUUCAAUCAUGUGACCGCAACUCUUGUAUCGACCUUGUGCACGAAAUUCGGUCUCAUAAUAAAAGCUUUGAAAAAGAGAGCAAUUCCGAACAUGCAAAUACUGUGUGCCACCUUUACUCCAGGUAUGUAAACUAUCAUGUUCAUGUUCAUUGAGGUUGUCAUUUCUUCUCUUUGUCGGGCUACCCACCCUGUAGAGCAGUGCAAGUGGACUUUCUAGUCCAUAAGUUCACUUUUGCUUCGUUCCGUAAGUAUUUGUGUUUGUAUCAAUGUAGAUUU
This is a messenger RNA of Marchantia polymorpha subsp. ruderalis, 3200 nucleotides long. The record is from the annotation of a GenBank genome assembly. NCBI's taxonomy places the organism in Eukaryota, Viridiplantae, Streptophyta, Marchantiopsida, Marchantiales, Marchantiaceae.